Molecule: messenger RNA, 2970 nt
Organism: Fragaria vesca subsp. vesca
Lineage: Eukaryota; Viridiplantae; Streptophyta; Magnoliopsida; Rosales; Rosaceae
Exons: 13
Coding region: 1-2649 (882 amino acids)
Biological process (GO): regulation of transcription by RNA polymerase II
Cellular component (GO): histone deacetylase complex; chromatin
Molecular function (GO): histone H3K9 demethylase activity; transcription coregulator activity; chromatin DNA binding
Source: RefSeq, a predicted model, not a curated record
AUGAAUCAUAGUGAGUUCCGUUCUGAGCAAUUAAAGAACUCAGAAGAUACUGAGAAAAAGUUCCUUAACAGGCCUAGAGGUAAGAGGCCUAGAGGGAGACCCAGGAUGUCCAAAAACCUAGAAAUGAAUCACAGUGAGUUCCAUUCUGAGCAAUUAAAGAACUCUGAACAUACUGAGCAAAACAGGCCUAGAGGUAAGAGGCCUAGAGGGAGACCCAGGAAGUUUAACAAUCUAGUAAUGAAUCACAGUACCUUCCGCGCACAGCGUUUAAAGAACUGUGAACAUACUGAGCAAAAAUUGUGUAAGAGACCAAGAGGGAGACCCAGGAAGUUCAACAACCUACAGGUGCAUCCCAGGGACAUUAAACCGGGAAUAUCUACUGAUACAUUGGAGAGAAAGGAAAGAUUAUGGUGCCACCAGUGCUUACGGAAUGACAGAAAUGGUGUCGUCAUUUGUUUAAAGUGCAGAAAGAAACGAUAUUGCUAUGACUGCCUUGCAAAAUGGUACCCUGGGAAGACAAAACAGGACAUAGAGAGUUCUUGUCCUUAUUGUCAUGGGAACUGCAACUGCAGAAUAUGCCUCAAGGAGGACAUAGUUGUGAUGGUUGGGGAUGAAGAAACAGAUACAAAUAUUAAAUUGGAAAAGUUACGUUACUUACUGUGCAAAACUCUGCCUCUCCUUAAGCAUAUUCAACAGGAGCAGAGAUCUGAAUUAGAUGCAGAAAGCACUAUACGUGGUGUACAAUUGAUAGAAGAGAAUCUCACAAGGUCUAUACUAGAGGAUGAUGAUCGAGUGUACUGUGACAAAUGCAAUACAUCCAUUGUCAAUUUCCACAGAAGCUGCCCCAAUCCUGAUUGUUCUUAUGAUCUCUGUCUCACUUGCUGCUGGGAACUAAGGAAAGGAUGUCAACUUGGAGGCAGUGAAGCAGAAUCUUCUGUUAAACAGUUUUGUGAAGGAAAUGGUAAAAGUACAAUAUCAGAUUGCCAGAGUCCUGAAAAUGUGAAUGAAAAUAAACCGCAGACCUUACUAGUAAAUGAGUUCACAAAUGAUAUAGCUUCUGAGUUUCCUCAUUGGAAAGCAGAGGCUGAUGGUAGGAUUCCUUGUCCACCAAAGGCACGGGGAGGUUGUGGUACCCAGUUACUUGAACUAAGACGUACAUUUGAAGCUGAUUGGGUUGAAAAACUAAUUUUGAGCUCCGAGGAUCUCACUAUUCAUUAUCAACCAUCAGAUGUUGAUUUUUCUCAAGGAUGUUCUGCAUGUCAUUCUAUCAGUUCUGCAUGCAAUGGUGUAAACGCUUCUGAAGUGAGGCAUGCAGCUGAUAGAAUGAACUGUCAUGAUAACUUCAUUUACUGCCCGGAUUCUGUACAUUUGGGAAACAAUGACAUUGAGCAUUUUCAAUUACACUGGAGGAGAGGGGAACCAGUUGUAGUUAGAAAUGUACUUGAAAAGGCUACUGGCCUUAGCUGGGAACCAAUGGUGAUGUGGAGGGCUUUUAUGGGAGCAAAAAAAGUAUUGAAAGAGGAGGCCGCGAAGGUCAAAGCCAUUGAUUGCCUUGAUUGGUGUGAGGUUGAGAUUAAUAUUUUUCAGUUCUUCAAAGGCUACAUAGAGGGUCGUAGAUACCCUAAUGAGUGGCCUGAGAUGUUGAAGCUGAAGGAUUGGCCUCCGUCAAAUCUCUUUGAAGAGUGUUUGCCAAGGCACGGUGCUGAAUAUAUGGCCAUGCUUCCCUUUAGUGACUAUACCCAUCCCAAAUCAGGUGUUCUAAAUCUAGCAACAAGGCUUCCUACUGCUUUGAAGCCAGACUUGGGUCCUAAGACAUACAUCGCUUAUGGAACUAUGGAGGAGCUUGGUAGAGGAGAUUCAGUAACAAAACUGCAUUGUGACAUCUCUGAUGCUGUUAAUGUGUUGACACAUGCCACAGAAGUAAAGAUCCCUCCAGAGCAGGGAAAAAUCAUUGACAGAUUACAGAAGGAAUAUGAAGCUGAAGAUGAAAUUAUUGAAGGAACUUCAUGUAAUGAUAAACGCUUUGAGCAUUCAAAUGUGACAGAAGACAUGAAUUUUGUCCUUGGGACUGAUCCGUCUCAGCAAAAAACUUCAGGAAAUCUUAUCAGCAGAAAAGAGUCCAUGGAGUUUGGGUCAGAUUCAAAUAGAAGUGCUCGAAGUGAUUAUAAAUCAGACUUGGUAUAUGGAGGCGCUGUUUGGGACAUUUUUCGUCGGCAAGAUGUACCCAAGUUAAUAGAGUACCUGCUAAAGCAUCAGACAGAAUUUCGCCACAUUAGUAAUCUUCCUGUAAAAUCAGUUAUUCAUCCUAUUCAUGACCAGACCCUUUAUCUAGAUGAGAAGCAUAAAAGAAAGCUAAAGGAAGAGUUCGGUGUUGAACCUUGGACAUUCGAGCAACACCUUGGUGAGGCUGUUUUCAUUCCUGCUGGAUGCCCACAUCAAGUGAGAAAUAGACAAUCGUGCAUUAAAGUGGCCCUUGAUUUUGUUUCCCCCGAAAAUGUUCAAGAAUGCAUUCGGUUAACAGAGGAGUUUCGAUUGCUUCCAGAAAACCAUAGAUCGAGGGAAGAUAAACUGGAGGUGAAGAAGAUGGCACUGUAUGCAGCAAGUGAUGCCAUAAGUGAAGCUGAAAUUCUGAAGUCCAGAAUCAGUUAACUAAAUGAGACAGCAAAGGUGAUUCAAGUGAUUGACAGGGCCAGUUGGAGGAAAUGUGUUGUUGUAGAUUUUUAAUGACUAGGGUUUUGUAUAGCUGAUAGGUUACAGUUUUGGUAAAUGCCUGCAUAUUUCGCUACCUCCUAAUUUCUCCUAGAUUAGAUCUUGAGUUAUAAGGCCCAAGUUUUUGGUAAUAAUUGUCAGUUUCAUCACUUGGCAGCAAGCACAUGUUCAUAUGUUGUAGCCUAAUUUGCUGCAUUGAUUGUACAGAAACGAACAAUCCAUGUUGUAGCCUAUUUUGUUGUAUAAGUAUUGAUUUCCUUG